Molecule: messenger RNA, 1362 nt
Organism: Sphenostylis stenocarpa
Lineage: Eukaryota; Viridiplantae; Streptophyta; Magnoliopsida; Fabales; Fabaceae
Source: the annotation of a GenBank genome assembly
AUGAUGAGCGUACUCCUUCUUGUUCUUUUGGCUUUGCUUGCAUGGAUAUUUGAAUUGGAAAAACAGUUGGCCACGUGUGAAUUCAAUGGCGGGGAAGUGGAAGCGGCGAAAGCUUAUUACAGAGCUCUAACAGCUUCUCUGAAACAACAUUUCAAUGGCAAUGGUGUAAUUGGAAGUGUCGAGUACUGCGACAACUUUUUCUUGUUGGUCGGAAGUGAAGCAAUAUCCCUUGCUCGUCUCGCUUAUCUAAAUGAAGCUAAAAACAUUAUAAACAUAUUACCUGUAAUUAACUUAUUGUGGAUGCAUGGCUUUGGAUUCAAAGAAGAGGAUAACUCCAACACUGAUGAGUCAAACGAGGUAUUUGGGCUGCAAGGUUAUCACAUGGUGCACUGUGCAAAUAUGAGUUUGUGGAUGGGGAGAUUCAUCCACCCAGACUGGGACAUGUUCCAAUCUACUCACCCUCGUGCUGCAUUUCAUGCAGCUUCAAGAGCCAUAUCUGGUGGCCCCAUUUACAUAAGUGACAGAGUUGGGAACCACAACUUUGAGCUGCUCAAGACCCUAGUUUUGCCUGAUGGAUCCAUCCUCAGAUGUGAGAACUAUGCUCUCCCAACCAGAGACUGUCUCUUUUCUGACCCUCUCCAUGAUGCCAAAACAAUGCUCAAAUUUAAAAUAUGGAACCUCAACAAGUAUACUGGAGUUCUUGGGAUUUUUAACUGUCAGACAGGAGGCUGGUUCGACAAAUAUGAUGUCAACAAACGUGAUGAUGAGUCGUCUCAAAGGGUAUCAACCAAGACCAAUCCAAAAGACAUUGAGUGGGACAGUGGGAAGAACCCUAUUCCCAUUGAAGGGGUGGAACUUUUCGCCUUGUAUUACAGUCAAACCAACAAACUCAUCCUCUCAACACCUUUUAACAGUGAAGAAAUUUCCUUGGAACCAUUCAACUUUGAGCUUAUAACAGUUUCCCCUGUGACUGUCUUGCCUGGUAAGUAUGUGAAGUUUGCUCCUAUUGGUUUGGUGGACAUGCUAAACACUGGUGGAGCAGUCCAGUCCUUGACUUUUCAUGAGACUCAAGGUUUGGUGGAAGUUGGAGUAAGAGGCACUGGGGAGAUGAGGGCCUAUGCCUCAGAGAAACCAAGCACUUGCAAAAUUGAUGGUAUAGAAGUUGAUUUUGAAUAUGAAGGGUUCAUGAUCAAAAUUCAAGUUCCAUGGCUAGGUUCUUCAAGAGUCUCCACUGGUGCCCUUGGAUCUCCAAUCUCCGAAGUAGUGUUUCUCAGGGCAACUGCCAUGACCGUCCACCGAUCUCGGCUCCUCCGUCCUCCUCCGGUCGUCGUCGCCGCCGCUAACUCUUGUCCUUUUGAUUAA